GGCUCUGGUGUAAGUAAGGUGCCGCGUUCGGAUGAUCGGCGCAACGCAUGCCAACACACAGCCACGUCCAAUUUAGCACAAACGUGGCGCACGUACGUCGCAAACACGCGUCAGCUGUCAAAGCACCACAGCCGGUCCCCAACCUCAGUAGAACCCAAACAAAAGACCCAUCGCAUCUCGCAGACUCGCCCUGAAAACCUCCGUACCCCUCUCUCGUUUGUUUGCUCACAGAAGGCAUGCCCGCGAUUCCCAAUCCAUACGGCGUGCUAGCGCGGCGCGCCUUCGUUACAGCCGCCCCGGCGCUGGCCCAGCCACACCUGCACUCGCUCUCGCGGCGUGCUCUGGGUGUGAACCACACGCAAGGCGUGACGCUGGGUGUGCUCGGCGCAUACAUCGUGAUCAUCGCGAUAUUGUGGAACGUACCGUAUGUUCGUUGGGUGCUAUGGCCGUUCAAAAUGUUGGUCAUUGCUUUCCACGAGUUUGGGCACGCGAUCACGGCGUGCUGUACCGGCGGCCGUGUCGAGUCUAUCAGUCUCGACCCGCAUGAGGGCGGCGUGACGCACAUGCGUGGCGGCAAACAAUUUCUCACGCUACCGGCAGGGUAUCUGGGUUCGAGUCUGAUCGGGGCCCUACUGACGUUCUGCGGAUUCAAUAUAGUGGCUAGCAAAGUCGCAAGUAUUGUGCUGGGAGUUUGUUUCCUGCUGACGCUGUGGUGGGCGAGGAAAGAUUGGUUGACAAUCAUUACGAUCUUGAUGGCGGUGGGAUUGUUGAUUGGGUGUUGGUUCAUUCAGCAUGCUGAGGCGUUGCGAUUCGUGGUUCUCUUCAUCGGUGUUAUGUCGAGUCUUUACAGUGUGUGGGAUAUUUGCGACGAUCUCAUUCUACGGAAGGUCAACUCAUCUGAUGCCAGCGUCUUUGCGAAGAGGUAUGGUGGCUCCUCGCAAUGUUGGGGCGUACUAUGGUCGAUCGUGUCUCUAAUUUUGAUGGUCUGCGGUAUCAUUGCAGCACUGGCGGCCUUCCCACAAGACUGGGAACAGCAGCAGAAAGAUAGCCAGGGCUUUAUUCCAACAUAAGAGCGUGGUAAGAUAGUGUCUCAAUUUCUAGUGCUAGAUUCUACAGGGUCCAAUCAAACACGUCCUUCGACUCAUUCAUACACUGCAAUCGAGGGAAACGGGAGCAGGACCAACCACUAUUCAAUUUUACAUCAUAGUUGCACUCCUGAACAUCUAUCUAUGAGGGAGUUCCAUAUCCUAUCGCCUAUCCCAGUAUUGAGCAUACUCGUACGGGCCCUCAAUGUCGCGGCCUGUGCGACAGAACGGACAUUCCGUCAAAUGGACGUCUUGCACAACUGCAUACUUCAUGCGUUUGGUGUAUGGAUUGGCGAGGCAUGUCUGCAGCUUGUUAGACCAAUGAAGACAAGCCCGGUUAGGUAUUGUAUGGCCGCAGCUUAUGUAUUCCUGGGCUCUUCUUGUAUUCUCGGGAUCGCAC
Boeremia exigua is the source of this 1485-nucleotide messenger RNA. RefSeq names its product peptidase M50B-like-domain-containing protein. The record is from RefSeq and is a predicted model, not a curated record. Gene Ontology annotation, biological process: proteolysis. Gene Ontology annotation, molecular function: metalloendopeptidase activity; ATP binding; ATP-dependent peptidase activity. The transcript is spliced from 3 exons. NCBI's taxonomy places the organism in Eukaryota, Fungi, Ascomycota, Dothideomycetes, Pleosporales, Didymellaceae. Bases 237 to 1070 code for a protein of 277 amino acids.